This is a messenger RNA of Triticum dicoccoides, 1095 nucleotides long. RefSeq names its product very-long-chain (3R)-3-hydroxyacyl-CoA dehydratase PASTICCINO 2A-like. Lineage: Eukaryota; Viridiplantae; Streptophyta; Magnoliopsida; Poales; Poaceae. Gene Ontology annotation, molecular function: 3-hydroxyacyl-CoA dehydratase activity. Bases 221 to 874 code for a protein of 217 amino acids. The record is from RefSeq and is a predicted model, not a curated record. Gene Ontology annotation, cellular component: endoplasmic reticulum membrane. Gene Ontology annotation, biological process: sphingolipid biosynthetic process; fatty acid elongation; very long-chain fatty acid biosynthetic process. The transcript has 8 exons.
AUUCCUUCUCCGUGGGUCGUGGCGGUCGCUCAGCACAUUGAUUGCCACUAAAUGGAUGCCGGUGGCAGCUGAGCUGAGCUGAGGUGUGACCUCGAUCCGCCCCAAUUAAACCGCCGCGGACCCGCCCACGGGCAGCCGCAGCUAUCUAUAACCCCGCGUCGUCUCCUCCGCACCACCAGAGAUCCGGCCGGCGGCCCAAGAAGAAGAAGCAGCGGAGACGAUGGCGGCGGUGAAGCGCGCCUACCUCGCCGCCUACAACUGGGCCGUCUUCUUCGGAUGGGCGCAGGUGCUCUACUUCGCCGUGGAGGCGCUGCUCCGGUCGGGGCACGAGGCCGUGUACGCCGCCGUCGAGCGGCCGCUACAGCUCGCGCAGACCGCCGCCGUCCUCGAGAUCCUCCACGGGCUGGUCGGGCUGGUGAGGUCGCCGGUGUCGGCCACGCUGCCGCAGAUCGGGUCGCGCCUCUUCGUCACCUGGGGCAUCCUCUGGAGCUUCCCCGAGACCAGGACACACAUCCUGGUGAGCUCCCUGGUCAUCAGCUGGUCCAUCACCGAGAUUAUUAGGUACUCUUUUUUCGGCACGAAAGAGCUGUUUGGAUCUGCCCCAUCAUCGCUUCUAUGGCUUAGGUAUAGCUCAUUCCUAGUCAUGUACCCAACCGGCAUCAGCAGCGAGGUUGGUUUGAUAUAUAUUGCAUUGCAGUUCAUCAAGGCAUCAGAGAAGUACUGCAUCAGAAUGCCCAACAAAUGGAACUAUUCAUUUGAUUACUUCUAUGCAUCAAUCCUGGUACUCCUAGUUUACGUCCCAGGAAGCCCACAUAUGUACACCUACAUGCUAGGGCAGCGUAAGAAGGCGCUUGCAAAGUCAAAGACCGCGUAAAUCUUAUUGAUAUGUCUUACAAAAUUCGGUGACACAUCAUUGUGCUUCUCAUCUACGUCAGCAAAUCAAAAGUCUGAUCUUGUUGGGCACUAGAUUAUUAAACUCUGUGUCAUGUGAAUGUGGUUGUUGCUGAAUUUGCAUUUGGUUGCUAGAUACAAUGUCAAACACUAAAGACCAAAAUUUCGUUUGACGUAAACCUUGCUGAACAUAAGCUUUGCCUA